CUCCGCACGACUUUUGGUUUUAUCGAGGAUUUUUAUACGUUAUUUGCCCGUCGGCCUGAGCUUCAUCUCUGAUACUUCGGACCAGACUUCCCAACUCUGUGAACUUGUAUCGUUGUGUGUGUGUGUGUGUGUGUGUGUGGCUCAGAGGUUGCCCGACGACCCGAGCGGGCCUCUCGGCUGCAGAAGAUGAGCACGCGGUGCGACUUCCCCUCGGCCCAAUGGAUCCACACAAAGAGAAGACACCGGGGGAACGUUUUUAACAGUUUCUAAACCCUGCUGGACUCCUCGCGGUGGAGGAGGAGGAAGAGGAGGAGGAGGAGGAGGAGGGCCGACAUGAGGCUGUGCAACCGCGGCAUGAUGCUGCUGCUGACCACGGCGGGGGCCUUCUGCGCCUUCAGCCUCAUGACCAUCGCGGUGGGCACGGACUACUGGCUGUACUCCCGGGGGAUGUGCCGCUCCAAGUACCUGAACGACAACGAGAACGUCCGCAAGAACGAGGAGGUGCUGACCCACUCCGGCCUGUGGAGGACCUGCUGCACCGAGGGGACUUUUCGGGGCGUUUGCAAAGACAUUGAUCACUUUGCCGAAGACGCAGACUACCAGCAGGACGCCGCCGAGUAUUUACUACGUGCAGUUCGGGCCUCCAGCCUCUUCCCCAUCCUCAGCGUGGGCCUGUUGUUCCUCGGAGGCGUGUGCGUGGCGGCCGGCGAGUUCUACAAGUCGCGUUACAACGUCAUCCUCAGCGCCGGCAUACUCUUUGUCUCUGCAGGUCUCAGUAACAUUAUUGGCAUCAUCGUGUACAUAUCAGCCAACUCGGGCGACCCCAGCCAGAGCGACAACAAGAAGAGCUACUCCUACGGCUGGUCUUUUUAUUUCGGCGCGCUGUCCUUCGUGCUGGCCGAGAUGGUGGGCGUCCUCGCCGUGCACGUGUUCAUCGAGAAACACCGGCAGCUGCGCACCAAAGGCCGGCCGUCCCUCAUCAAGCCGCCCAUCUCUCGCAGCUCGUCGUACUACCGCAACCGCUACAACCGCGGCCGCUCGCUCUCGCACUCCUUCCGAGCGUCCUCGGUGCGGGACCGAGAGCCGUCCGUCUCGGCCGAGUCUAAAGCCGCGGCGGCGGCGGCGGCAGACUCGGAGUUCACGCUGUACGGCUUGACCUCGCCUCUCGAGGACGCUAAGGUGGACGUGGACGCGGACGAUUUGGCGGCUCGCAACGACGCGGAGAUGCUGCAGGGAAACAGGAGGACCACGCCUGUGUGAGGAGGAGAGGAAGUGGAGGCUGAGGGCCUUCUGUGAGAGGAGAACAUCAUGAUCGAGAGUCUUAUUGGUACAACAACAAAAUAAUUUUAAAGGCAGGAAAGACUUUAACAGGCCUGCACGGACUGAUCAGUCAGGAAAUAAAUGAUGAAAAGAGAAAAAAAGGGAUUGUUUUGUCUGACCAACAGACCCAAACUGCAAUAUGUUACAUUUAAAAUGAUGCAAAACAAAGAAAUGAAGUAAUACUUCACGUGUGCAAAGCUGGUAUCAGAGACUGUUGAAAGGUUAUGUGUAUAUGCUUUUUGUACGGCUUGUAAUUACACUAUACAGUAUAUCCAUAGUGUGUGUGUGUGUGUGUGUGUGUGUGAAUGAGUGUGUGUGAAAUUAUAGCAAUUUGUGUUUGAGUCGGACAGAGAGAGACCAGAAGAAGGAGCUGUUCAUGAAGAUAAUGAACUGUCACAUAGAAAUUAAAACACACACACACACACCUGAGAAUGACAUAAUUAACAAUGUUCAUUUCCUGUUCUCGUUUUUUUGUGUGGACCUGAGCUCAAAAUCGAAACCCCAUUAAAUGCAUUAGAUCCCCUCUCAA
Pseudoliparis swirei is the source of this 1849-nucleotide messenger RNA. RefSeq names its product voltage-dependent calcium channel gamma-3 subunit-like. Lineage: Eukaryota; Metazoa; Chordata; Actinopteri; Perciformes; Liparidae. The transcript has 4 exons. The record is from RefSeq and is a predicted model, not a curated record. Bases 334 to 1260 code for a protein of 308 amino acids. Gene Ontology annotation, molecular function: channel regulator activity; voltage-gated calcium channel activity. Gene Ontology annotation, cellular component: postsynaptic density membrane; AMPA glutamate receptor complex. Gene Ontology annotation, biological process: neurotransmitter receptor internalization; neurotransmitter receptor transport, postsynaptic endosome to lysosome; postsynaptic neurotransmitter receptor diffusion trapping.